AUGUAUAAAAUAAAAUCGACAUACAUACCAUCGAUUUUUAUUGCUAAAAACACGAGUCUGCGCCCACUUCCCACCCCAAGUUCAGAAACAAAAUUUUAUCAUUUCUUUUCUGCAUUCAGAAACACAAUUUCAGACCACUUCACGGUUGCGCCACCAUCACUCAGUUUGCUCGCGCCGCCACUGUCGCUCCUCUUGCUCGCGCCACCACUGUCGCUCCUCUUGCUGGCGCUGCCUGUCGCUCCGUUGCUGCCGUGCCACACAGUCGCUCCUUCUCUCUGUUGCCGUCGUAGCUCCUCCUACUUUGGUCCUUCUCCGCUCUCUCUCAAUCGAACUCACAAAAACCAGGUUGCUUGGUGGCUUUACAUUGGAAGAUUGUUGGUAGGGUGUGGGAUGGGCCUUCUAUCUUUUGUGGUUCCAGUUUAUGUAGCAGAAGUAACACCGAAGAAUCUCCGAGGAGGAUUCACCACGGUUCAUCAGCUUAUGAUUUGUUGUGGGGUAUCAUUAACUUAUCUUAUUGGAGCAUUCUUGAAUUGGAGGAUUUUGGCUCUGAUAGGAAUCAUUCCUUGUAGUGCACAGGUUCUGAGUCUACCCUUCAUUCCUGAGUCUCCUAGGUGGCUGGCAAAGGUUGGUCACUUGGCGGGGAACGAAAAUUCUUUAUAGCGCCUUAGGGGAGAGAAUGCCAAUGUUUCUCAAGAGGCCACUGAAAUUAGAGUAUAUAACAAGCGUUUGUUCAUUCGAGUGCUAAACUCGUGUGUUACAAUCUAUCUAGAAAGCAGAAGAAGCAAGGAAAAA
This is a messenger RNA of Arachis ipaensis, 792 nucleotides long. The record is from RefSeq and is a predicted model, not a curated record. NCBI's taxonomy places the organism in Eukaryota, Viridiplantae, Streptophyta, Magnoliopsida, Fabales, Fabaceae.